UGUGUGUUGUCUCUCUCUGUCUCUCUCUCUCUCUCUGUCUCUGUCUCUGUGUGUGUGUUGUCUCUCUCUGUCUCUCUCUCUCUCUCUGUCUCUGUGUGUGUGUUGUCUCUGUGUGCACCUAGAAACUCCACCUGAGUACAUAUGAGUGCACCCUCACCCCCUGCUACCCCUUAUUCGUGGAAUCCAACAAUGCACCAUGUCAUUACUUAGCUGUAGGGGGAAGGAAGCCACAUUGGGAGGCAUGUCUAUCCCACAUGUCGGCCUUAACUAGGCUAGGGCUGCCAGGAGAGAGUGCGAGAUAGAGAGCGACCUGGAGUUUUACUGGAGUUUUCUAUUCACUAUAAACAUUUUCUCCAUGCGGUAGGUGUGCAAGUUAUGCUUUUGACCAUUUUGCAACCAUCUCCAACUUUACCAUCUGCUUCUGGCAUACUCAAUGAAGUCUUGGAUUUUCCUUUCCUCAGAAGAUGCCAACGCUGCCGCAGUUUCUUGAAUCGAAUUCCUUCUUUACUGAAAGGUUUUGUUUUCAGUCUCUUUCACUUUUACUGUUGAUAUCCUCCUGAAAAGCUGAAAACGGUUGUGGGGACUUGUAUGGGCCUUGGUUGCAGCCCCCACAGCUAGCACCUCUGGGGACAGAGGAAGCUCUCCCACACUGCGGAGAGAGGUCAACGCUUGCUCUGCCCUCCUCACUCGUUCCUCAUUCCCUUCUCUUUCUCACAUUGCUGAAGGUUACUGGAUCAUGGAGGAUUUCCCCUUUCUGUAGAGACAGAUGGAAAGACAGAGAGGGAAUGUGAGAGACUUUCUUUUAAGAGCUGACAUUUUUAUCUUUCAAGGACUUUCUACAGCAGUUCUAUUUAAGAAUCCGUCUCUGGAGUUUGGACAACAGAAGAGACAACCUCAAAAUGGAAUGCUAAUACAGCUAUUCAAGAAGGCUAUCUGGGGCACUGACUGAAGACCGCUGGUCUUGUUGAGACUUGCGUAGCCUACAGCACUUGGGACUCCUUUAUUUUCUGCUUCUCCCCAGCCUCUCCCCUUCUCAUGACCUACAGUUACCCCAGUAUCCUGGUGCGUCAGAAGGGCUUGCGUCCUUUCUUCCCCUCCACCUGGCUCUCGCUGCCCAAAGGGCAGCACACCUGUGAUCGGGGGGCUGGUCCGGGGACACCCACCUACCCACCCACCGCUCACUGGGUCUUCCCAGGCAGUAGCAGCAUGUGGUGGCUACAGCCCUGGCAGGAGAGCCCUUCGGAGAGGAUGAGCUCCAUCUGAGCUCCACCUCGUCUCACAGCUGUUGUGGGUGUGUGGAGCCUCUCUUUUUGUUGUCAGCCCAGCAAGUCAUACUGUAGCAGCCAGAAGCUUUGACCCACAAUGAACAAAGAUCACCGAUUUCCAAGGAAAGGGAGCCUGUUUGGCUGUGGCCCAAGCAGCCACGGUCGGAGACACUCCUGCUUAGGCUUUGAUGUGGAGAAUGGGAUGUCGGUGGGGCGCAGUCCCCUGGACCCCCAGGUCAGCCCUAUCUCUGGCCUGGUCCUACAGGCCAACUACCCCCACAGCCAGCGCCGCGAGUCCUUCCUCUAUCGCUCCGACUCAGAUUUCGACCUCUCGCCCAAAGCCACGUCCCGCAACUCCUCCACGGCCAGUGAGCUACAUGGAGAAGACAUGAUUGUGACACCAUUUGCACAGGUGCUUGCCAGUCUCCGAACAGUCAGAAGCAAUUUUGCCUACAUAACUCAUCUGCAAGAUCGGCCCAACAGGCGGCCAUCAGGCAGCAACCCUCCCUCCAUAACUACCCACACCAAGUCAAGCAUAACAGACGAGCCCUACCAGAAGCUGGCCAUGGAGACGCUGGAGGAGCUGGACUGGUGUCUGGACCAGCUGGAGACCCUGCAGACCCGUCACUCAGUCAGUGAGAUGGCUUCCAACAAGUUCAAAAGGAUGUUGAACAGAGAGCUCACCCAGUUGUCAGAAACCAGCCGGUCAGGAAACCAAGUCUCAGAGUUUAUCGCCAACACUUUCUUAGAAAAGCAGCAUGAUGUGGAGAUUAUGUCUGGGCCUCCUAAGGAGAAAGACAAGAAGAAGAAGAGGCCCAUGUCCCAGAUCGUUGCAGUGAAGAAGCCUGCCCUCAGCCCCAGCCUCACCCCCACCCAGAUCCCCCGUUUCGGGGUCACCACCCUCCAGGAGGGCUUAUUGGCCACGGAAUUUGAGGAGAUCAACAGAUGGGGUCUAGAUAUUUUCAAGAUCGCUGAAUACUCUGGGAAUCGGCCUUUGACAGUGGUCAUGUACUCCAUUUUCCAGGAGCGAGAGCUGCUGAAAAACUUUAAGAUCCCAGCCGACACCUUCAUCACCUUCAUGAUGACCCUGGAGGACCACUACCACGCCGACGUGGCCUACCACAACAACAUCCACGCUGCCGACGUGGUACAGUCCACCCACGUUCUCCUCUCCACCCCUGCCCUGGAGGCUGUCUUCACUGACCUGGAGAUCAUGGCUGCUCUGUUUAGCAGUGCUAUACACGAUGUAGAUCACCCCGGAGUGUCCAACCAGUUCCUCAUCAACACAAAUUCUGAGCUGGCUCUGAUGUACAACGACGCUUCUGUCCUGGAGAACCACCACCUGGCUGUGGGCUUCAAGCUGCUACAGGAGGACAACUGUGACAUCUUCCAGAGCCUCAGCAAGAAACAGGGGCAGUCCCUCAGGAAGAUGGUCAUCGACAUGGUGUUGGCCACUGACAUGUCCAAGCAUAUGAACUUCCUGGCUGACCUGAAGACCAUGGUGGAGACCAAGAAGGUGACCAGUCUUGGAGUGCUGCUGCUGGACAACUACUCAGACCGCAUCCAGGUCCUUCAGAACAUGGUUCACUGUGCUGACCUCAGUAACCCCACCAAGCCCCUGGAGGUCUACCGUAAGUGGACCGACCGCAUCAUGGUGGAGUUCUUCACCCAGGGGGACAGGGAGAGGGACAAGGGAAUUGAGAUCAGCCCUAUGUGUGACAAACAUAAUGCCUCCAUCGAGAAGACCCAGGUGGGAUUCAUAGACUACAUCGUCCACCCUCUGUGGGAGACGUGGGCUGACCUGGUCCACCCUGACGCCCAGGACAUCCUGGAUACCCUGGAGGACAACCGGGAAUGGUACCAAAGUAUGAUCCAGCGCAGCCCCUCACCCACACUUGAGGACAGGGAUCUUGACGGGGGGCCAGGAGCCCUGGAAGCCACACCGGGGGGAUGCUGCGCCUCCGCAGGGGACAAGUUCCAGUUUGAACUCACCCUGGAGGAGGAGGAGGAGGAGGAGGAGGGUGACUCAGACCUGGAGAGCCCCCCCGAGGAGGAGACGUCACAGGGGGGAGAGACCUCUAGGAAGACCCCAGCCCUGUCUCUAUCCCCAGAGCCCAGCAGCAGAUACCGGCCCCCCUCCCCCCACCCUGGCCGGGCCCUCAGUCUGGCCACCAUGUCGGUUAGGAGCCCCGACCUUCUCAGAACGUUGGGCCCCGGGGUGGGCGCGGACGACAUAGGCGAUAGGGACAGAGAACUGGGCCAGGAAGGCAGUAGUGUAGCUUACCUACGGCUUGGCACGUAACACAAACCUUGGCCCUCCCUUCAACUUAUUCCAUCCCUGCCUUGGUUUGUGGGUCCCAGCAGCAAUUGGACAUGCAGGGUGGGAUUUCUAUCAAGUCUGUAAUGACAACAGUUCCUUUACACUGGAGACACCUUAACACUUUUAAUAUUGUAGAACAAGAAGUAUCGUUUUAUUCUCUAUUUUCUUCUGUGUACGAGAUAGGACUUUUUAGUCCUGCAUUCUGUAGUUGAUUCUGGGCGGAAAGUGUCUUAGACUCGAAGGUAGAGAACUGACCACAAGCUAACCAGUCUCACCAAUGUCUCCUGAUCGAAGCAAGGAAUUAUACUGAGAAAACGAUGUCUUCCUCAAAAUGAUGGAAUAUAGAUAUUCAAUGGAAUAUUGCAAGGAUUGUAAUAAUUUUACAGGGUCUUGGAACUUUUGCACCACACAUUUUGUCUCUGAGAAUUAUGUGAAUGUUUUACCAAAUCCAGUAUGUACCUGAAUAGUGAGAGAAUUGUAACUUAAACCUCAGGGUAUGACGAGAUAUAAAUUAUUUUAAUGUAGCAUGGACGUCUUGGGUACCCCUUAACGGAGACUGCCUGUUUAGAGUUGUGUUACUGAUGACAAACAGCUCUUAGAACCUUACCGCUUCAAGUUAUGCAAAAAUACAUAUUUAUUUGUCUGGCGACCUCUAUUGAUCUCAAUUGAAAAGUUAAUUAAUGAAUUUGAGAACUAAAGCAAUUUAAAUAUAAAAUGUGAAACGAACAGUACCAGUAAAUUGUAUUUCAAAAUCCCGAAGUACUAUGGUUGAUUGGGGUACCCAAUACAAGUUGUUUUAAAUCUAGACUAACACCGCUUACACUCAUGUUUGUAAAGUUGUAUGUUUCUAUGUGAUUAUGUUUUACGUUGUCACGUUUUCUAUUUGAUUUGAAAUGGUUCCGUUUUGUUAUAUAUAUUGGGUAUGUCCUCACCAUGGGUGUAUUCAUUUCACCGAUUCUGUUGCAAACCGGAAAACUGGUUUCUACUGGAAAAAUUCAGGUAGGUCUGUCCCCGUUUCGUUUCAUUUGCUCGGUUUGCUUUGGUAAAUGAUUUCCGUUGCAAGACGUAACGAACACACCCCAGGUCUGUUUGUCUCUGAGCUUUGUAAGCAUCAUUAUCAGGGUGUCUCCAUCAUACAGUAGCACUUUACACUUUUUGUUGUAGAGGAAGCCCAUUCAGUUCUAAAGAACUUGAGCCAAACCAUGAUUUUAGUGGUCAGCCAUGGAAGGCUGUAGUUCCUGUCCAAAAACAACCCCCAGGCCUAACGCCUAGCAAUAGGGAGAAAAUUCAACCUAGCAGAGAGUGAGGUGGAGACAUUGUCAUGUAGCUUAAAGGGGCAUGCAGUCAAAAACGUGAUAUCCUGUGUUUUAUAUAUACAUUUCAACACUGAGGUUGAAAUAAUACUGUGAAAUUGUGACAAUUAUGAUAAUGCACUUUAACAGCUAGUUCAGGUUACACAUCCCUCCCAUUAGGCUCCUCGGACCACUCUGACAGUUCUAGCUAAAUUCUUGCUGGAGAAAUGGUAUUUUGCCAAGCCAUUUGUUUCUUUUUGAGAAUUUUAAUUGAAAAUGAUCGUAAUUGUUACCCAGAAAUAAUUUGAUAUUGAGAUAAAAACGGCUGCAUUGAACCUUUUAAACCUAUAAAAUCCUGUCAGAUCUCCAGAAGUGUGGAAGGGUUAGUGGUUGUUUCUGAACAGGGCCACAGUGUGGACUAAUUAGGGCUUAUUCAGUAGUGUGUGAUGCUUUGAAAGUUGCAGAUAGAAAUGUAAUGAACAGCGUUGAUAUUAUUCCCUGUAGUACACAACAGAAAACCAUGUCUGGUUUACACAAUACUGUACAUUCUGUAUUGACAUUGGAUACUUUUUUAUUCGCCUGAAUAAGCCCCUAAUGUCUUGAUUGAUUUGUUCUUGAAGGAAACUAGUUUAUAGGGAAAAUCUUUGGAAUUUGCGCAAAAUUUGCCAACCUAAGUCGUUAUGAAAUGUUGAACAAAGUUCUAUCUGAACUGUUGAUUGUAAUCAUGUCAAAGUUUGACUUUAAAAUGUGUUGAGUUUCAGCAAUUAUCAGUUAGAAUUAUGCUAUAAUUUUAAUGGAAAUUGUAAUACCUUGACUUUAUAUGUUGGAUGUAAUGCUUCGAUGUAGAGCUCUAUUCAAUCCGUAUCGCAGAAGUUCAGCGUUAGUGUUACUGGCAUUUGAAGGCAAUGUUCCUGAAUAACGGAGACUGUACAGUAAACGCUGCAUAUGUCGGCUCGAUCAGAAGUUACCAUCAUAUCGCAUAAUCUGUAACGCUUCAGCGAUACAGAUUGAACAGGGCCCUUAUGCUCUGCUCUUCACAGGGCUAUAGCUUUUACCUACAGUAUGUGAAUGUCAAUUGAUCACAAACAUCAAUUUUCAAAGUUAAUUUCUAUUAUUGCGUUCGCUGAUUGCACCCUAAUUUUUAAGUUAAACCAAUACUGUACAACUUAACUAGCCCCUGCCAAAUAUAAGUACACUGAACAUUUUUUUCCCCCCAUGCGCUCAAAAGGCUUCUCAAAUGUCUUAUUUCUCCUUUGCCAAGAUAAUCCUGACAGGUGAGGCAUAUCAAGAAGCUGAUUAAAUGGCAGGAUCAUUUAUUGUGCUGGGCACAAUAAAGGCCACUCUAAAAUGUGCAGUUUUCUCACAACACAAUGUCACACAAGUUUAGAGUGAGCUGACUGCAGUAACGUCCAACAGAGCUGUUGCCAGAGAAUUUAAUGUUAAUUUCUCUACCAUAAGCCGCCACCAACGUCAUUUUAGAGAAUUUGGCAGUAUGUCCAACGGGCCUCACAACCGUAGAACACGUGUAACUACGCCAGCCCAGGACCGCCACAUCCGGCUUCUACACCUGUAGGAUCGUCUCAGACCAGCUACGCGGACAGCUGAUGCCACUGGCACACUGGAGAAGUGUGCUCUUCAUAGAUAAAUCCCAGUUUCAACUUUAUCGGGCAGAUGGUGUUGUGUGGGUGAGCGAUUUGCAGAUGUCAACGUUGUGAAGCUACAGACAACGAACAACAAUUGCAUUUUAUCGAUGGCAAUUUGAAUGCACAGAAAUACCGUGAUAAGAUCAUGAGGGCCAUUGUCGUGCCAUUAAUCCGCCGCCAUCACCUCAUGUUUCAGCAUGAUAAUGCAAGGAUCUGUACAUACAGUACCUUGCGAAAGUAUUCGGCCCCCUUGAACUUUGCGACCUUUUGCCACAUUUCAGGCUUCAAACAUAAAGAUAUAAAACUGUAUUUUUUGUGAAGAAUCAACAACAAGUGGGACACAAUCAUGAAGUGGAACGACAUUUAUUGGAUAUUUCAAACUUUUUUAACAAAUCAAAAACUGAAAAAUUGGGCGUGCAAAAUUAUUCAGCCCCUUUACUUUCAGUGCAGCAAACUCUCUCCAGAAGUUCAGUGAGGAUCUCUGAAUGAUCCAAUGUUGACCUAAAUGACUAAUGAUGAUAAAUACAAUCCACCUGUGUGUAAUCAAGUCUCCGUAUAAAUGCACCUGCACUGUGAUAGUCUCAGAGGUCCGUUAAAAGCGCAGAGAGCAUCAUGAAGAACAAGGAACACACCAGGCAGGUCCGAGAUACUGUUGUGAAGAAGUUUAAAGCCGGAUUUGAAUACAAAAAGAUUUCCCAAGCUUUAAACAUCCUAAGGAGCACUGUGCAAGCGAUAAUAUUGAAAUGGAAGGAGUAUCAGACCACUGCAAAUCUACCAAGACCUGGCCGUCCCUCUAAACUUUCAGCUCAUACAAGGAGAAGACUGAUCAGAGAUGCAGCCAAGAGGCCCAUGAUCACUCUGGAUGAACUGCAGAGAUCUACAGCUGAGGCGGGAGACUCUGUCCAUAGGACAACAAUCAGUCGUAUAUUGCACAAAUCUGGCCUUUAUGGAAGAGUGGCAAGAAGAAAGCCAUUUCUUAAAGAUAUCCAUAAAAAGUGUCGUUUAAAGUUUGCCACAAGCCACCUGGGAGACACACCAAACAUGUGGAAGAAGGUGCUCUGGUCAGAUGAAACCAAAAUUGAACUUUUUGGCAACAAUGCAAAACGUUAUGUUUGGCGUAAAAGCAACACAGCUCAUCACCCUGAACACACCAUCCCCACUGUCAAACAUGGUGGUGGCAGCAUCAUGGUUUGGGCCUGCUUUUCUUCAGCAGGGACAGGGAAGAUGGUUAAAAUUGAUGGGAAGAUGGAUGGAGCCAAAUACAGGACCAUUCUGGAAGAAAACCUGAUGGAGUCUGCAAAAGACCUGAGACUGGGACGGAGAUUUGUCUUCCAACAAGACAAUGAUCCAAAACAUAAAGCAAAAUCUACAAUGGAAUGGUUCAAAAAUAAACAUAUCCAGGUGUUAGAAUGGCCAAGUCAAAGUCCAGACCUGAAUCCAAUCGAGAAUCUGUGGAAAGAACUGAAAACUGCUGUUCACAAAUGCUCUCCAUCCAACCUCACUGAGCUCGAGCUGGAGGAAGGAGGAAUGGGAAAAAGGAGGAAUGGGAAAAAAUGUCAGUCUCUCGAUGUGCAAAACUGAUAGAGACAUACCCCAAGCGACUUACAGCUGUAAUCGCGGCAAAAGGUGGCGCUACAAAGUGUUAACUUAAGGGGGCUGAAUAAUUUUGCACGCCCAAUUUUUCAGUUUUUGAUUUGUUAAAAAAGUUUGAAAUAUCCAAUAAAUGUCGUUCCACUUCAUGAUUGUGUCCCACUUGUUGUUGAUUCUUCACAAAAAAAUACAGUUUUAUAUCUUUAUGUAGCCUGAAAUGUGGCAAAAGGUCGCAAAGUUCAAGGGGGCCGAAUACUUUCGCAAGGCACUGUAAUUCCUAGAAGCUAAAAAUGUCCCGGUUCUUCCAUGGCCUGCACAGUCACCAGAAAUAUCACACAUUGAGCAUAUUUGGGAUGCUUCGCACAGCUGUAACUCAGUAAACUCUGAAAUUGUUGCGUUUUAUAUUUUUGUUCAGUGUAUAUAACAAAGUUCACUCAAUUAUCCUUAAUGGAGGACAGUGAAAUCUGAAAAUAACAACAAAAUUCAACAACAGCUCCAGCCUGGGAACUAACACUAAAGUAUUUCCCGCUUACUCUUUUCCUGGUAAGGCAGGGGGAAAAGUACACAAGUAUUCAUAAAUAACUUGACCAUAUUCUAUUCACUCAUGUUUGGUAAUAAUAAGCAAACAGCUCAAAUAAGAGCCUUAAAUUGUGACUGGAGAGGAGCUGAGCUGUAUCGUGGGUAAAACGUACAUAAAUCAGUGUCAUUCAGUGUUAAAUGUGUUGUCAGAGAAGUUAGAAUGGUGACUCUUGGUCCCUUUAUUGCUUUGCUGAAACUGACAUGGUAUACCAUUACGGUGAUUGUUCUGUGUGUCUUUUUUAUCCGCAAUGUUGGACAGUAGUAUAUUUUGUCUGUCAAAAUGUAAGUACGGUAAGAGAUCUUAAUUUUUCUGGAGCCAAAAAUAUUUUACAAAUUUGCUUAAUUUAAUAAUUUAAAAGUAAUUUUUUAAAACAUUUCUGGAGUUCAGUGAAAAUGCCAAUAAAUUAUGGAAACCUG
Molecule: messenger RNA, 9106 nt
Organism: Oncorhynchus nerka (sockeye salmon)
Lineage: Eukaryota; Metazoa; Chordata; Actinopteri; Salmoniformes; Salmonidae
Gene: pde4cb
Product: phosphodiesterase 4C, cAMP-specific b
Exons: 14
Coding region: 1363-3567 (734 amino acids)
Biological process (GO): signal transduction
Cellular component (GO): nucleus; cytosol; perinuclear region of cytoplasm
Molecular function (GO): 3',5'-cyclic-AMP phosphodiesterase activity
Source: RefSeq, a predicted model, not a curated record